This is a messenger RNA of Habropoda laboriosa, 2258 nucleotides long. RefSeq lists its product as uncharacterized. NCBI's taxonomy places the organism in Eukaryota, Metazoa, Arthropoda, Insecta, Hymenoptera, Apidae. The transcript is spliced from 4 exons. The record is from RefSeq and is a predicted model, not a curated record. The coding region runs from base 204 to 2258 and encodes 684 amino acids.
AGCAGCAGUUGGUAAAAGAUUUAAGAGGUGAUUCUACAAGUCAAAAUAAAACGAAAAUCAAGCAUAAGAAAAUUGCGUUUGGAGCCUCGUUUUUUAGUUAUUAACAUUUAAAAAUCCCUGGGUGCCGACAAACCUCUCUACACCAACGAGUGUAGAGUAGGUCAAGACACUGGGGGUACAGCCAUCCUCAAAACCAACGACACAUGGCCGCCAGUUACCUCUUACAAGUACUGUUUCGUGGCAGUAAAAAGGUGGUAAACAAUGAACGUGGCAUUUUCAAUAUUGAAUUCGACAGCAAAGUAUACAAGAGUCGAUUACAGCUACAAAAAUGGUUAAUGGGUCUUUUAAUCUUUUUGUUCGUAUCGUUAAUUGUGAUAAAUACAUACAACACGGAUCAAUUACGAACGGCACGAUAUGGAACUAUCGCUAACGACUCUUCGCAAGAAAAUGACUUAGAAUUGAAGCCUUUCUUCGCAUCGCUAGCCAACUCCGGCUUCGUAGUCCGCAACAAAGGUUGUCGGAUUCCAGCAAUGGAUCCUUUCGAUUCAGCGAUCGCACGAUUUAUCGAGAAAGAGAAACCUAUUGCUUGUGAGCACGGAGAUUAUUUACCACUGGUCGACUCGAACAACACGGCAUUGUUCAUAAAUCCAAAAGCGAUCGGUCAUUUUUACAACAACUCAGGGGAUAUUGACUGCUGCUGGCGUCCGUUCUGGCGAAUGAAGGACGACGAUAAUGUUGUUACGUACGGCAACGAGUGUUUCAAAUUCAAUACCUCGACGGUUGUGAACACCGAGUUUGUGAAAAUCGAAUGUUCGUACAAUAACGAAGUGAUAUACAAGGAUUAUCACGCGUUUGUGCCCCGUGUCAGCUCGGUGGAAGAGAAGUGCAAGAAAAUUGUAGCUUCUAGCUCGAGAACCGAACACCUUAGUGUGCUGAUAGUCGGUAUUGACUCCGUCUCGAGGUUAAAUUUUCAUAGAAUGAUGCCGAAGACCGUCGAAGCGUUGCAGCAGCUCGAAGCGGUGGAAAUGUUAGGCUACACUAAAGUAGCUGACAACACCUACCCAAAUUUAGUACCUGCCUUGAGCGGUUUGUCCGAGGGGGAAUUGCACGACCUAUGCUGGCAAAACAAGGAGAAAACGUUCGACGAGUGUCCGUUCAUAUGGAAAAACUUCAGCGCGUCCGGUUAUCGAACGAUCUUUGGCGAGGACGCUUGCUCCAUGACGACGUUCAAUUACUUAAAACAAGGUUUUCGAGAUCCGCCGACCGACUACUACCUGAGGCCGUUCUGUAUAGGGUCGGAGAAGGAUAUCGGUAAUACGCAUAAGUUAAACGCAAAUCUUUGUGUAGGGACCAGGAAAACGUUCGACAACUUACUACACUACGCGCAGAAAGCCGCCUCGCAAUUCGCCGCAGAUCCAUACUUCGCGAUGAUUUGGGAAGCUAGCUUGACUCACGAUUUCUUGAACUAUCCACAGUUAGGCGACGUGUCCUAUUACAACCUGAUCACCCAUCUCUACAUCAAACAGCUGUUAAACCAGACAGCGUUGAUAGUGAUGAGCGACCACGGAAUGAGAUGGGGCAGUUUUCGUCAAACUUAUCAAGGUAGAAUGGAGGACAGCUUGCCGUUUGUGUUCAUCGUGUUGCCACGGUGGUGGAAGGAGAAGUAUCAAGUGGCCUGGGCGAAUCUUCGAAGGAACACGCGUAGCUUAACAACAGCCUUCGAUCUGCACGAAACCCUGCUAGAUAUGCUCAACUCUCAGAAUCUGGAGGAAUCGCGUCUGAAAAGUCGUUCGAAGAGCAUGCCUCGGGAUGAGAAUUUGCCACGUGGAAUCAGUUGGUUCCUACCGAUUCCUGACUACCGGACGUGUAACAUGGCCGGUAUAGCUAGUCACUGGUGCAUGUGUCACAAUAGUUUCGACGUUCCUACCAACGACGAGAAUCUUAAAGACAAGGCGGUCUUCGUGGUCUCGGAGUUGAACAAGAUGCUGAAGAAGUACGUGCAGUGCGCGAGCUUGAAACUGAAAGAAAUUAAAGCCGCGAAAGCGUGGAAGGACGAGGGUGACAAGGGAGAACUAGUCGAUUACACGAUUACGAUUGAAACAGAACCUGGUGACGCGAUAUUCGAAGGCACAGUGCGGUAUAGGAGUAAGGACAAGGUGAAUAAGUUGGUGGGAUCGGUUAGCAGAUUAAACGCGUACGGCAAACAGAGCGCUUGCGUCGAUGAAUUCAACAUGAGGCUAUACUGUUAUUGUUUGUAG